Ilex paraguariensis (yerba mate) is the source of this 184-nucleotide messenger RNA. NCBI's taxonomy places the organism in Eukaryota, Viridiplantae, Streptophyta, Magnoliopsida, Aquifoliales, Aquifoliaceae. The record is from the annotation of a GenBank genome assembly.
AUGGAGAUAGAGGUAAAGGACGAUGACAUGGAGGCUGACAUUCAUUCUACUACUAUUGACUCUAGAAUAUCGAGUUGUACACCACAACUGAGCCGUACAGGAGCUAGCACCUCACAUGCACCACCACCUAGGACUCCGCAGCCAGCUUCACUUGACCAGUGGACUGCUAUCAUGACUGCAUUAG